Molecule: messenger RNA, 1767 nt
Organism: Exaiptasia diaphana
Lineage: Eukaryota; Metazoa; Cnidaria; Anthozoa; Actiniaria; Aiptasiidae
Exons: 5
Coding region: 91-681 (196 amino acids)
Cellular component (GO): BLOC-1 complex
Source: RefSeq, a predicted model, not a curated record
AUCACAAUAUUUCUUGUAUUUUGCGUACAGUUUUCUGUGUUUCUCAAAGAAAUUAAACGUGAAGUUUACAGAUUUCUGGCAGCGAUAAAAAUGACAUCAAAUGUCACCUCUGGUGAAGGGGCMGAGUCAGACGACGACUCCAGCCCAGUCUCAUCAUUCAUGAAAAAUACCAUGGUAACCAAUACCAUGGUAACCAGUACUAUGGUAUCAGGGGAGGCAUCAGAGACAGAUGACGAAGAUGAAGAUGAUGAAACACAGAAGGGCGACCCUUAUGGGGCCCCGAUGCAAGCCGAAGAGCCACUUGAUAGURAAGGGCAUGUUGCCUUGACAACUGARCUAGAGGAGACAAAAGAAGCUGGUGAUAAUUCUUCUGAUAAGAAGAAAGUUGAGAAGGCCAAGAGACACAAACUAGAAUACAAAUAUGAUACACCAUUUCAUAGGAAAUUAAGAGAGAAAAAUAUUCAGCUAAGAAGUGGUAUGGUUGAAGGAGUUUGUCAAAUGUAUAGAGGGGCAGCUCUUAAAUUAGAUAGCUCAUACUACCAUAUUACCAAGGCUCAGACGUCUGUCCAGGACAUAGCCUACAAUACCAAGAUUAUCUUAGAAGACCUCCACAGCCUUGGUCAUGUUAUACACGAUACUGUAGAUAUGAAUUAUCUAUCCUCACUGAAAACUACUCAUUGACUUAAGGGUAACACAAAUGACUAACAUAGGGAGGGGAGAGUCAAAUUUAUUUUUGGCAAAUCAAAUACAUGUUUGGAGGGAAAAAAAUAUGAUUUUUUAAAGUUGUGAUUUCKUUUGUACUAUGYCUCUGCCACGAAAUAUAGCGUAGCAGGCCUUUCUCAAGCCAAUGAAUAGAAACCGAAGAUUGCUUUAGAUUUUAAGAGAUGGACUUUUUCAUGCCUUGUGACCGUGGAUAUAUAUUACCUAUUCUCAUGAAAAAAUAGCCAUCGAUAUGUUAUACGUUAUGGCAGACCCUCUUUUGAAUCCUGGGGAGAGAGAAAACGACGCUAUCCAGACUUGGGAACAGGACCUUGGUCAGAUAUCCAUGACUUAUCCUUAGGAGAGAAAAGAUGUUUUCUAGACAUUUAAGCUAAUAGAUCCCUUGCAGUUCAUGGGAGUGCAGCUCCAACUGGAGGACAAAAUAACGGAUUCUAGUUCCCAAAAGGGCAAAAAUCUUUUGUUUUGUCCUCCAGAUGAAGUUGUUUUGACGUCACAUACAAGAGGUCUAAAAGGUAGAUUCUCUUUCUCUUUCAAAGAUAGAAAAGGGAAAAAACUUCCCUGUCUUAAACCAACUAAAAGGUUUGUGUAUUCAAAACGUUUGUUUUUGGUCACCAAAAGAGAAUUCUUUUGGAUGACAUUAUGCUAUUUUGGACGGCAACUGGCAGGGCCAAAUUAACAAAUAGAAAAGGCAUUCCUAAUAGGCAUAUGUAGAAUUUCCGGAUCCGUAUAAUUCAAUCCAACAUUUGUACAAAAGCUGUGCCCUGUGUUUAGUUUUACAAAGGGCGAACAGUGAUAUCCAUCGGAUAAAUCCUAUACAAGUCCAAGGAGUAGCCUGAGUAUCAGGCUCUCUCUUCGCGCCGCCCCAAUCCCCUUAGAGAGAGCCUGAUACUCAGGCUAUCCAAGGAGUGGAUAAUUUUAUUCAACAUUGGUACAGCCGGCGCGGGCAUUAAUCAUAAUGUAUGCCUCGCUUAUUUGAACAUCUGAUACCAGUUAUCAAUUUUAAAUAAACAUACCUGCUAAAUAUUAAUUAAAAUAGAGAAGAAUUCA